Molecule: messenger RNA, 4286 nt
Organism: Musa acuminata AAA Group (dessert banana)
Lineage: Eukaryota; Viridiplantae; Streptophyta; Magnoliopsida; Zingiberales; Musaceae
Product: heat stress transcription factor B-2b-like
Exons: 2
Coding region: 2870-4210 (446 amino acids)
Biological process (GO): regulation of transcription by RNA polymerase II
Cellular component (GO): nucleus
Molecular function (GO): DNA-binding transcription factor activity; RNA polymerase II cis-regulatory region sequence-specific DNA binding
Source: RefSeq, a predicted model, not a curated record
AGCCGCUUAGAAUUAAGCCUGGACAAAGAUGGUCUAGGAUUUAAAAAAAAGAAAAGAACUAAAAACUUUCAAGUUACAAAGCUAAUUACCUUUCUUUGAAUGUGAGAGGCAUCAUCAAAAUAGUUUGCUUUAUGAGUUCUUGGCAUAUGUAUUGUCUCCAAUUCAACAUGGGCACACAAUAUCUUACAAUUUUUUACCAAGAUAUCUUUCUUUUCCUGUCUGUGAUUGGAGCUGCUUGAAAUUUUGACAAUUAAGCUUGGACAAGGAUGAUCUAGGAUUUAAAAAAAAAUGAAAAUAACUAAAACUUAAAGUUACAAAGCUAAUUACCUUUCUUUGAAAUGUUAGAGGCAUCAUCAAAAUAAGCAUGCAACUUCUUCAUAAUAAAAAAGAAAGUAUCAGUUUGUACCCAGUAAGUGUUGAUAUGUCAUUAGUAUAUAGAUCUGAAGAAGGGGUGAGUGUAACAGGGAAAGGGAUGGGGAUAUUGUAGUUUAAUUUGGGUGAGAGAUCUAAUAAAGUUUACUUACAACAUCCCAACUGCAGAGAAUUCUUGAUGGUUACAAGUUUGAUGUUUGGGCCACACCAAACGCCAUCUAGGUAAAAGGAAUCCACCUCAUUGAUUAUUGCUUCAUUACCUAAGGUAUCACAUCUUGAGUUGCAUCCUAGGAAAUUGCACGUGCAGAAAGCAAAUGAUCUUGUCUUCACCUGUUCCUCUUUUUGUGAUCUGUGUGAAACCCAGCAAUACACCUAAUACAAUAGUUUAGAGCCUUGCUUCUACAUGAGUAAACCCUUCAUAGUUUAUGAGGCAACCCUAAGGAAUGCUAAAGUGUUUUCUCUCUAUUUGCUUUUUCUAUUCUUUCAUUGCUCAAAAGUAAAGCAUCUCUAAAGAAAGGAAAUUUAUAUCUGGAUGAUCUUUCUAGUAUGUUUUAAAUGUGAAAGAUUGAUUGUCCUUUUUCAAGCAGCUAUUGUACCAACCUACUAGAGCAGGUGCCCCUUUCCAUUUUAUAUCUGUAAUCUAGAACACUUGCAGUUAGGAAAGAUAUUCUGUUAAGAGGAUUUAAUUUUGUAGAAAAUUUUGGUGAACUUUACCAUUCAUUCUUUUUCAAUAGGUAGCUUUCUAUAUGAUUCCUGGAACAUUUUUUCUUUUUAAUUAAAAUGAAAGGCUUUACAGCAUUUGUUAGGUAAGUCAUGUUGUUGUUGCAACUUAUGAGGUAACCAAUGAAAAGAGGGUAAAUGUCAUAAAAUCGAAGUCAUAUUGAUUUUAUCAUUUCAUUUGGAGAAUUAAGUCAUUGUUCUGAUCAUUACAAUUAUCUAUUUUUUGAUGAGAUCCACUUGAGUCAAAUUAGAUCAAGAAAAAUGUUCUUCUGCUUCUAGAAAAUGCAAUUGAGUUGGAGACUAAUGAUAUACGUCUGUGUCAAGCAUCACCAUUCAUUGGCUACUCAGUUCUCGGGCAGCUUGGUCUCUUAAGACUCUGCAGAAAUCGAGUUCUACUUUCUGAUAUGCUGAUAGGAUGAAUGGGGCUUCUUUUUAUGGCAUUGAACAGAGAUCGACUUACCAACCUUUUUUUUUUUUUUGAUUGGUGGCAUGUUGUUUGUACCUGUUUUCAACUUUUAUUGUUAUCUUUCAUCAUCAGUGGCUUGAUUGCUAAUCUAAGUGACUCUGCUUGUCCAAACAGAUUAAUUUUCAUGUAUAAGUCUCUUUUGCUAAUUGGUGUUUCAGGUUUCUUCGACUCGUGGAUGUUUCCUUUCUACGAGUAAAUGAUUUUCCUAGUUUGUGUUUCAUAGUUCUAAUGUUGGUUAAUGAUUUUCCUAUUCUCAUCUGAUAGCUCCUGUUUGCGAUCGGCUCUGUGUGUCUUACUUCCUUGGUUAUCGUCAAAUGAAUAUUCAAAGUUCAUUCAUUACUUGAAAUCCAUCAAGAAGAUAAAUGUUUAAACAAUCUGCUUCUCAGGAAGUUUUCUCCUGUACUUUUCUGGUUUAAUUUAAGAGAUGGAUGCACCAAAAUGUCAUAAUUAAUCAGUCAUGUGAUUGUUGUAUCAUGCCAAUACUAUCUGCAAUAUGUUUUUCCUUACAAAUGAAGUUCAAGAUUCUUCCUUCUCUUCUUUCUUGCAGUACAUAACUCUUAGAAACAAAAUUUUCCAUUCAAUUAAUCUAUCCUUUCCCUUUCAUUCUACCUUUUGAUGAUUACAAGUCUCUGAACUGGAUGAACUGCUACAAGUUGCAGAUUUGUUGUUUGCUACAUGUAUUUUGGUCAUUUACUUCCUAGUUCAAGCAUCUAGAACUUUUCUCCCAAUCAUUUGACUGUUGAUUCUGCUCCCCAACUGUAUGAGUUGCUUGACAUUAAAUGUCUUCCUGCCCUUACUACUAUCAUUCUUUGGUGGUGAAUGCCUCUCUUUUAUGAGCAUCUUUUGAUGUUACUGCCUCCAUAUGAUUGGGAAGAUCCAAUACCCCAUCUUAGAGGGUUAAAGUUGGCUUUCUGGAACUUGGCUUCAGUUGUAUGUUCUUGGUUUCAAACUGCUCAUUUUUCUUCAAGGAUGUAGAAAAGCUCAUCUAAACAUCAUUAAAACUAGCCUUGUGAGAUUAUUCAUGUCCUUCAGGAUGUCUUUUAUCUUUCCUCAUGCUUCACUUAAAUUAAUUAUAGACUGCACCAAGCUGUUUCCCAUGCCUUUGCUUUUGCUCCUAACUUUGACCAGUGGCCAUUGGUUCUUACUUUUAAAAGCUUCCCACUUUAUCUAUCUCCUGCUUACAAAUUCUUAUCCUAUGAAAGAAGAUGACAUCUGCUUACAAGUUCUUCAGAAAGUCCACUAAUUCAAUUUUCCACAUGUUCAAAUUUGACUUGUAGUAGCCGUAAAUGUAAUCCAUUCUACACAUGUUUUAUGUUUUCGGUCUUCUUCCUUGCCCCGUCUCUCUUUCCCUCCACAUCCGGACGUGUUCAUGCCUCGCCCGCCUUUCAUUAUUUAUAUGCAAUCAUAUUUGCAAAAGAUCCGCCCCUUCCACGUCUCAACCCAUCAUAUGCAGCCACGGGCACGCACUGUCGUCGAACCUUCGAGAAGAGGAACCGAAUCGAAGCUUCUCGGUCUGAUCCAUCCACCGAAUCAUCCGUCGCCGUUGGAUCAUAUUCCACUUACUCCAUUACAAUUCCUCCUCUGCCCACCGAAACUAUUGGAAAGCUUCAAGAUCUUUCCCCCGUCGCCUUUCGAACUGUGAAGACUCGCGAGCGGCGUGCGAAGAUGACCCUUGCGGCGGAGCCGGCGGAGGGGCAGCAGCGGUCGCUGCCGACGCCAUUCCUGACAAAGACGUACCAGCUAGUGGACGACCCCGCGGUGGACGACGUGAUCUCGUGGAACGAGGACGGGUCGACGUUCGUCGUCUGGCGGCCGGCGGAGUUCGCGAGCGACCUCCUCCCUAAGUACUUCAAGCACAACAACUUCUCCAGCUUCGUCCGCCAACUCAACACCUAUGGAUUUCGGAAGAUCGUGCCGGAUCGAUGGGAGUUCGCUAACGAUUGCUUCAGGAGAGGCGAGAAGCGCCUGCUUCAAGACAUCCACCGCAGGAAGAUCUCGACGGCGGCGCCACCGCUAGCGCCCGCCACGAUCCCGGGGACAGCGCAUGUGCGACGGGCCAGAUCGUCGACGUACUCGGGCGAGGAGCAGGUGCUGUCAUCGAAUUCCUCCUCCGGGCCGCCGCCGAACCACUCGGCCACGACGCGUCCCCGCGGCGAGGCGGAGCUGGGGGAGGAGAACGCGUGGUUGAGGAAGGAGAACGAACGGCUCUCCCGCGAGGUGGCGCAGAUGAAGAAGCUAUGCAGGGAGAUCGCAACGCUAAUAUCAAGGCACGCGUCGGGCCGGCAGGAGCGCGGCGAAGGGGUGGAAGGCCAGGAGGCGGCCGCGCCGUUGCUAGAGCUGAUGCCACCUGGUCCCGCGGCGGAGGAAGUGGAAGAGGAGGAAGAAGCCACGAAGAGUGAGGUGCCUCCGGGAGCAAGCCCGAAACUCUUCGGAGUGUCGAUCGGGGUGAAACGACCUCGGUUGGAGGACAGCGACGGCCCACCCGUAUCGCAGGAGGUAAAAACGGAGUCGGUCGAAUCCGCGUGGCCAAACCCGAAGGAUGUGUCGCCAGAACGCGGCGGCCGGCAGCCGUGGGUCAUCCACUGCCCCCGGCCGUCCCGGAAAGCAUGCAUCACGCCGGACCGGCCGAUCGACGACGGGGCGCGCACGUGACUGCGGGGCGACAUCACGUGUUUCUAACUGCACAUAAAAUAGUACUUAGUAAUAAUGAGAUAAAAAUUUUAUCUAA